AGUGAUUGAUUUUAGAAUAAAAAAUUUUGCUUGGCGGGAAACCCAAUCCACGUUUUUCAAGAAUUUUUGAAACACUGUUUGAUAAAUUUAUCGUUUCAAAUUUUCAAUUUACAUUAUAAGCAUGUCCAAAUGUAAGAGAAUCAGUUGAUUUUGGAAACUCGAAGGCAGAAAGUCGUUUAGGUCAUCGGUAAAAUUGUGAAUGAAAAAUAAAAUUUUAGUAAUUCCUUUGAUCGAAGUCAUAUCUAGUUCGAGUUGCGCAGAUUCAGCACUUUUCCUCCUGUGGCAGUGGGCCGAAACUGCUAACUAGGACUCCCUUCCCACUCGACUUCUGUUGAAUUCGAUUUGAUUUUCUGGAUUUGGUUUGUAUUAAUAAAUAGUUAAAUACGUUUAAAGAAAAAUUCGGUUUUUCUUACUCCACCUAAAUUUUAAUCAUAUUAAUGGCAAUACAGUUGCCGACGGCAAGUUAUCGAACAAUAAUCCUCUCCAUGAAAUAUCUAGUAUCCAUUAGUUUCACCACUUUAAAUUAACAAAUUUUUUGUGGAUAAAUUUGUUGGUGUAGAUUUUAAAAAAAAACUGGUUAAUGUGUUUAUGUCAGAAGGUAGGAGGAGCCUAAAAAUGGACGGUGGCGACUUAUAAACAUUAUAAAUCGUGUUUAGGCGGAAUGUGCAUAUCAAAUUCUUCUAUACUAAAACCGUAAAACGGGAAGGUCCACACGAACUUAGCGAAAUUCAAUGGGGGUCAUAAAAGCUGUUCUGUUUCCUCUUUUUUGUAUCGACCUCCAAAAGUGAUUAUUCCGUAAUUCCCUUUCCUCUUCCUAACGUUGUUGAAGUGUGCACACCGAGGGAAUAAUUAAUAAUAUUUUGCUUGUUACUUUUAGCAUUAUUAGGCGAUUAUAGCUUAAGCAGUAUCCAUAGGUUCUCUUUCCGCCCAAGGUCUAUAGAAUCGUUUGGCGAUGUUUAGAAGAUACUCAUCAUUUCUGACCUUGCUUCGGACAAGGUUAAACGGUUAAACAUUGCCUAGAGCAUAGAAGAGCACUGGAUCAAAUGUUUUUUAAGAACUGGUCUCAAUUCGAAUCGGAACGUCGUAGGGCUUACACCCAGUUCGAAAAUCGUUAUAAGUGUAUCGUUCCCGCGAUAAAACAAAAAUUGGAAGUGCCAAGCAUAAGCGGACCCAGUAGAAAAAUCGUACGGAGUUAUAAGAAAAGCAAAAAAAAGUCAACAAUUUACGAUGGAAAAUAUGAUGGAAGACGAAUCUGGAACUGUAGACGUAUUGGCCAUGGGUGAUUCCAUGUCAAUCGAUUACGGAGUUCUCAUAGCGAUAAACUCAACCAGCAGCAGUAAUUGUACCAUUCGAUUUAAAAAUGGAUGCAGCCCACGUGAAAAACUACAUUUUCGCUUCUGGCCAGGUCAAAUCAGCCCUUCACAGACAUCCCAAGGACUAAUGGCUCUGACUGUGAUGCUGAUACUCCUUUGCUUAGUAAUAACUUACUGCUGCUGGGGUACUUGCUGCAAAUUGAUUCAGAAGCGAAGAUCGAGGAAUAGAAGUAGGAGUCAAGCGUCAUUUGAUUCAAGCAUCUCGUGUGCAUCCGAUCCAAGAUUAAUGAUGAUGUGGUCUCCGCAUCAUCACCAUGAAACGUGCGCGCAUCAUCCUGACUCAAGUCGCGCUUGUGACCAACAACGCAAUCACUUCUUAGUCAAACCCAGACUCUUGAGAUCAGAAAUUCUUCCACCACCUUAUGAUGCGCUUUUUGGCCAAGAAAACACCUGUGCUCCACCUACGUACAGCUCACUGGCAUUGAAUCAGUCCAUGUAUUCAGCAAGUUUGCGUUCUGAAAACCAUGGACCGAUUGUUUCAACCAGCGGUCCAUUCGUCUCUGUAACGGUAGAGCGGGAGGCAGACAUUUCAGGUGCGGCAGAAGACAUUCAACAGGGCGGUCGGGUUCUUAGAUGUCAAAGCGUACCUGCCUUCGUUGACAGUUCUCCAAAUAGCCAUUUCGCAAUUCACUUCAGAUCUGAAAAUCCGGAAUCAGAGACAUUUGAACAGCAUCUAGAGGACAACUAA
Daphnia pulicaria is the source of this 2061-nucleotide messenger RNA. RefSeq lists its product as uncharacterized. Lineage: Eukaryota; Metazoa; Arthropoda; Branchiopoda; Diplostraca; Daphniidae. The record is from RefSeq and is a predicted model, not a curated record. The transcript is spliced from 2 exons. Bases 1228 to 2061 code for a protein of 277 amino acids.